Molecule: messenger RNA, 1347 nt
Organism: Carlito syrichta (Philippine tarsier)
Lineage: Eukaryota; Metazoa; Chordata; Mammalia; Primates; Tarsiidae
Gene: ANXA4
Product: annexin A4
Exons: 13
Coding region: 59-1024 (321 amino acids)
Biological process (GO): negative regulation of coagulation
Cellular component (GO): cytoplasm
Molecular function (GO): calcium ion binding; calcium-dependent phospholipid binding
Source: RefSeq, a predicted model, not a curated record
CAGCCGGGCUCGAGGAACGCCUGCUUGGGUGACUGACCUCUGAUCUUGACCUGGAGUCAUGGCCAUGGCAACCAAAGGAGGUACCAUCAAAGCUGCUUCUGGAUUCAAUGCCACCGAAGAUGCCCAGACACUAAGGAAGGCCAUGAAAGGGUUGGGCACUGAUGAAGAUGCCAUUAUUAGCGUCCUUGCCUACCGCAACACGGCCCAGCGCCAGGAAAUCAGGACGGCCUACAAGAGCACCAUCGGCAGGGACCUGAUAGAUGACCUGAAGUCAGAACUGAGUGGCAACUUCGAGCAGGUGAUUGUGGGGAUGAUGAUGUCCACUGUGCUGUACGACGUGCAGGAGCUGCGAAGGGCCAUGAAGGGGGCCGGCACAGAUGAGGGCUGCCUAAUUGAGAUCCUGGCCUCCCGGACCCCUGACGAGAUCCGGCGCAUAAGCCAGACCUACCAGCAGCAAUACGGACGGAGCCUUGAAGACGACAUUCGCUCCGACACAUCAUUCAUGUUCCAGCGAGUGCUGGUGUCCCUUUCGGCUGGUGGUAGGGAUGAAGGAAAUCAUCUGGAUGAUGCUCUCAUGAGGCAAGAUGCCCAGGACCUGUAUGAGGCUGGAGAGAAGAAAUGGGGGACAGAUGAGGUGAAAUUUCUAACUGUUCUCUGUUCCCGGAAUCGAAAUCAUCUGUUGCAUGUGUUUGAUGAAUACAAAAGGAUAUCCCAGAAGGACAUUGAACAGAGUAUUAAAUCUGAAACAUCUGGUAGCUUUGAAGAUGCUCUGCUGGCUAUAGUAAAAUGCAUGAGGAACAAAUCUGCAUACUUUGCUGAAAGACUUUAUAAAUCCAUGAAGGGCUUGGGCACCGAUGAUAACACCCUCAUCAGAGUGAUGGUUUCUCGAGCAGAGAUUGACAUGCUGGACAUCCGGGCACAUUUCAAGAGGCUCUAUGGAAAGUCUCUGUACUCGUUCAUCAAGGGCGACACGUCCGGAGACUACAGAAAAGUCCUGCUCAUUCUUUGUGGAGGAGAUGAUUAAAAUAAAAUCCCAGAAGGAUAGGAGAAUUCUCAGCACUUCAAUUUUUUUAACUUCAUUUUUGUACACUGCUAUUAGCAUUAUCUCAGAACGCUUAUUUCCAAUUAAAACGCCUACUGUUGCCUCCUAAGAUGUGAACGUCUGUAUUAUUAUUCUUCUAUAAUUAGUCAUUAAGAUGCUUUAAAGCCGUAUUUGCAUUUCAAAACAUAUAAGGCCUAAACGGAGAUUUAAAAUUAGAAAUAAAAAGGUACUACCAUGUUUUUAACAGAUUACUUCCUCAUCUGUGUUUCAGAGAAAUUGAAUCUAUUAAACUAUUUCAUACUUUC